Coccomyxa subellipsoidea C-169 is the source of this 1137-nucleotide messenger RNA. Its product is annotated as cobW-domain-containing protein. The transcript is spliced from 7 exons. The record is from RefSeq and is a predicted model, not a curated record. The annotation marks the transcript as partial. NCBI's taxonomy places the organism in Eukaryota, Viridiplantae, Chlorophyta, Trebouxiophyceae, Coccomyxaceae.
CUGCCGGUGACGUUGCUCAGCGGCUUCCUGGGAGCGGGCAAGACCACGCUGCUGAGGCACCUGCUGACAAACAAUGCUGGGAGCAUGCGAUGCGCAGUCAUCGUCAAUGACAUGGCCGAGCUCAAUAUUGAUGCUGCCCUCGUGAAGAACGGACAGCUUGUGCAGGCGAACGAGGAGUUGGUGGAGCUGAGCAACGGGUGCAUAUGCUGCACAAUGCGGGGGGACCUCCUACGGGAAGUCACGCGGCUGGCGCGCGGCGGCGCCUUUGACUACUUACUCAUCGAGUCCACUGGCGUCAGCGAGCCCAUGCAGACGUUCACGCUGGAGGUGGAGGACGGCAGCCUGGCAGAGCUGAAGGACAUUGCGCGCCUGGACACCUGCGUGACCGUCGUGGACGCAGCGCGGCUGAUGACCAAUUUCCUGUCCCUCGAAACGCUCAAGCAGCGCGACCCCGGGGUGGAUGACGAGGACGACCGCAACGUCGCAGACCUCAUGCUGGACCAGAUCGAGUUUGCUGAUGUCAUCCUGCUCAACAAGGCGCGCUCAAGUGUACCCGCAGACGUGAAGCGCUUGACAGCGCUGCUCAGUUGCCUGAACACCGAGGCGGAGGUCGUUGUCACAAGGGAGUCGAGGGUGGAUCCCAAGGCUGUGAUGGGCACUGGACUCUUCAGUCUUGAGAAGGCGGCGCGUGCUGCCGGCUGGCUCAAGACGCUUCAGGAGGGUGAGAACAUGAAGCCGGAGACAGAGGAGUAUGGAAUUGGCAGCUUUGUGUAUCGCGCGCGACGGCCGUUCCACCCGGAGAGGCUGCACGCCUUCAUUGCAUCCCACCUGCUCCUGCAGGAGCCGGACUGUGUUUUUCUUGGUGGGCAGGGGUUUAUUUGGAUAGCGGGGCGGGAGGAUCUGUGUGGCGAGUGGAGUCAGGCGGGCGGCAUUCUGCGGCUGGGAGUGGGAGGCCCCUGGUACGCAGCCCUGCCAGACGAGGCGUGGCCCCAGGAAGAACAGGCUCGCGCAGACAUCAUGAAGGACUUUGAGGAGGGAGUGGGGGACAGGCGGCAAGAGCUGGUGUUCAUCGGCAUCGACAUGCAGCGGGAGGAGCUGUGCGCUACCCUCAACACAUGCCUGCUGACGGACGCCGAG